This is a messenger RNA of Oncorhynchus gorbuscha (pink salmon), 2651 nucleotides long. RefSeq names its product zinc metalloproteinase-disintegrin-like brevilysin H2a. NCBI's taxonomy places the organism in Eukaryota, Metazoa, Chordata, Actinopteri, Salmoniformes, Salmonidae. The coding region runs from base 92 to 2401 and encodes 769 amino acids. The record is from RefSeq and is a predicted model, not a curated record. Gene Ontology annotation, molecular function: metalloendopeptidase activity. Gene Ontology annotation, cellular component: plasma membrane. The transcript has 22 exons. Gene Ontology annotation, biological process: proteolysis.
CGGUAGAUAACAUGACAUGAGCAUGCAGCCAUGUAACCUAUAAAGCCCCCAGUCACUCUCUUCUGUUUCAGCAGCUGUCUGCAAGGCGACAAUGGCACAUAAACAUAUAUUGUGGAUCUUUACCCUAACUGCUUCACUCAAUCUCUCAGUGAGUCAUGGUCCUCUUGAAGGAGUGAGCGACUAUGAGGUGGUCCGACCCAUCAGGCUACAUUCUCUGCAGAAAAGAGAAACACAAUCAUCCAGACUGGAAACUCUGAAGUAUGCAAUGAGAGUGGGUGGGAAAGACAUUGAGAUGCAUCUGGAGAAGAAUGGCGAAUUACUCACCAACGACUACAGUGAGACUUACUACACUGAGGAUGGUACACCAGUCACCUCUACACCUCAGGAUGUGGACCACUGCUACUACCACGGCACCAUUGUGAAUGACAGUGUGUCAACGGUUAGCAUGAGCACCUGCGAUGGACUCAGGGGAUAUUUCAGAACAGCCGCCCAAAGGUACCUGAUUGAGCCUCUGUCAGGGUGGGAUGAUGGCGAUCACGCAGUGCUGAAAUACGAGGACCAGAGCUCCAAGCCUGUGACGUGUGGAGUCACCAACACUAGCUGGAAUGCAGACUACCCUCCCAUAACUAGCAAGAGCCGCUCUCGUGGCUCAGGUCCAUCUCUACUUCAACAGCAAAAGUAUGUUGAGCUCGUCCUUGUUGCAGACAACCGUGAGUACAAGAACAUGAAAAGUAACCUCGGAGAGCUGCGUAAGAGGAUAUUUGAAGUGGUCAACUUUGUCAACAUGGUAUACAAGCCCCUCAACACCUUCAUUGCCUUGGUUGGUCUGGAGGUGUGGACAGACAAUGAUAAGAUAUCAGUGACCGCCCCUGCUGGUGCCACCCUGGAUGCCUUUACCAAGUGGAGGAACAGCGACCUGGUCAACAACAAGCGUCAUGACAACGCACACCUCAUCAGUGGCAUUGACUUUGAGGGUUCGACGGUGGGUCUGGCCUUCAUUGGGACUCUAUGUUCAGAUCAUUCAGUUGGGAUUGUGCAGGAUCACAAUCCCAAGGCCAUUGCUGUAGGGGCCACAUUGGCCCACGAGAUGGGCCACAACCUGGGCAUGAACCACGAUGACUCCAGUGCCUGUACUUGUUCUGGGAAUAGUUGUAUAAUGGCCGGGGCCCUCAGCUGGGAUAUCCCAAAGUCAUUCAGUAGCUGCAGUAGUGUAAGCUAUGACCAGUUUCUGAAUAAUCGUAACCCUGAGUGUCUGCUGGACAAGCCAGACUACCGGAAUGUGGAAUCAACCCCAGUGUGUGGCAAUGGCUUCCUGGAGACAGGAGAGCAGUGUGAUUGUGGCUCCCUGGAGGAGUGUACAAACCCAUGCUGUAAUGCCACCAGCUGCACACUGACUAAGGGCUCAGAGUGUGCUGCAGGAGCGUGCUGUGACAACUGUAAGAUAUUGUCCUCGUCCAGAGAGUGCAGAAUGAAGCAUGAUGACUGUGACUUGCCAGAAUACUGCACAGGGAAAUCAGCCGACUGUCCCGAGGAUGUCUUCACUGUCAACGGGAUUCCCUGUGAUGGAGGACGUGGGUACUGCAACAACGGCCAGUGUCCACAGCACCACACCCAGUGUAUGAAAAUGUAUGGACCAUCUGCUGAAACCGCCAGAACGUACUGCUAUGAGCAGAACACCAGAGGACUGUACUACGCCUACUGUAAACGGCCUUCAAAGGACCAGUACAUCCCCUGCCAGAGACAAGAUGUGCAGUGUGGGAAACUCUUCUGCAAGAACGGUAAUGACAACCCCAACUAUGGUCGCAUGGUGAAAUUCUCAGACUGCAAAGCCUCAUUCUACGAUGAUCACACCAGUGAUUUUGGACAAGUGGACACUGGGACCAAGUGUAAUGAUGGAAAGGUGUGCAGCCAGAAUGAAUGUGUGGAUUUUGAGACGGCCUACGGACCUAGAGUCACCAACUGCUCAGCACUAUGUAAAGGACAUGCUGUGUGUAAUCACAAAAUGGAGUGCCAGUGUGAGCCAGGAUGGUUACUUCCCGGCUGUGAUACAAAGGAUGAACGCUUCACAGGUCUCUCCAGAGAAGGACUGAUUGCCAUUAUAGUGACAGUCACUCUGCUGCUCCUGGCUGCUAUUGCUGGGGUAGUGGCUGUGUUCCUUAAGAAGAGACAACAGUCCCCCACUCUCCCUAGCUACCAUACCCAGCAGAAAACCUAUAAAGUGUACAACGACCACAAUAACAAACUGCCAAUCCCCAGCCAAAACAACACUAUGCCACAACAGCCCAAGCGACCAAAGGGUGGUCCGCCCCCACCCCCUCCUGCUGCUAACCAAUCACGGGCCCCAGCCCAUGACUUCAGGGCCGUACGACAGGCUUUGAGGCCCCCACCCCCACGGGUCUGAUGUCGCCACCGAGGAAACAGGAGGAUCACACAGACCUUACCAAGAUCUCAAAUGUAGGGCUGCCAGAGCUGAGUGCACUUAGUGCAUUGAGACCUCAAGUCUUUAGGAUAGUUUUACAGAUAGUUGAAGUUCACAUACACCUUACCCAAAUACAUUUAAACUCAUUUUUUUUUUUUUACAAUUCCUGACAUUUAAUCAUAGUAAAAAUGUCCUGUCUUAGGUCAAUUAGGAUCACCACUUUAUUUUAAGA